UUCUUUCUGGCGCUGCAGCGCCCAGUAUCUUUGUCAUCCUGUGCUCUCGUCUUUUCGCGAUAUCAAUCGGAUCAAUUCGCCACCGAGAUUGAUCGCCCUACUUCGAAUUGAUUGAGUGUUUUUUUUUUCGCCCUUCUCUUUCUUAUCAAUCGCCUCUCUGCCUACCAAACGGAUCUAAAGCACUUCCCAUCCUCCUCCUGACCCCCCACGUUAUCAAGUGUCUUCGCUAAACGACGUCAUCGAAAUUCGGAACGAAAUUGCGAAUUCCCUCGAUAUCAUUUCUGUGCCGUUCUCUUUGCAUUAAGCGUUACGCAUUUCUUUGAAAAAGGCGAUGCAAGGCAAAGUAAGUGUUUAAUUCAAAAGAAAAAAGGGUUAGCAAAAAAAAAAAAACAAAUUGCCAUUGGUUGGGUGGGAAAAAAAAAAGAAAAUACUCGUAGAGAAGGGGGUGGGGUGGGCAAAAAAAAACAAAAGAAAACAACAAACCAAAAAUGUCUUCAUCUUCGGGCUUUUGUGAACCGUUGCUUAAUUAUAAUCAGAUGGAAAAUAGCUCGGCUUACCACGGUCAUGGUCCGUCUCCGAUCCCGACUCAUCAGUCUCAUCCAGCGGCGGCUCUCGUGGCUUUUUCGCAGGCCAGUAGUCUGAGCGAAGCGCUGCGAUUGUCGCGACCCUUUCCCCAGAAUUCGGAUGGCAAGGAUUUAAAUAAUCCAUUUUCGACUGUGAAUCUGGGUGGAUUACGUCCGUCGGAGGUCGGUGCCGCCGCUGCAGCCGCCGCCGCCGCCGCAGCCGCUGCCCAUCACCACGGAUUGGCUUGGCCGUUUCUGCACUUGCAGAAUCCGUUCUUCCAUCACGUUCCGUCUCUCGAUCCGAGAUUGCCGUUUGGCACGGGCGCCUUCCGGCCCCUCACGCCGGCCGAAGAGCUUCAGAAUUUAAAGUCUUGCUCGUCGUCUUCGUCGUUUCAUCCUGGAGGAGGAGGAGGCGGCAGCAGCGCAGCAGCAGCCGCUUUUGCUGCCGCCGGAUUGACUUCUCCGCAUCAUCAACAGCAACAACAACAGCAAAAGGGGCACCCCCAUUCCGGCGGUGGUGGCGGAAGUGGUGCUGGUGGUGCUGCUGGUGGUGGUGGUAAAAUUGAGAGUUUGCCAUUCAAUUUGAGCCGCUACAAUCCGCUGUUCAAUUCGGCCAUGGAGUCGUCGAUGGCGGCUGCCGGCCGCCUCGUCUUCAACUCCAAUGGACAGAGGGUUGUCAUCCAAGGUCAGCCGGAAUCGCCUUCCAAUAAUAAUAAUAAUCAUCAUCAUCAUCAUAAUGGAGCUGCUGCUGCCGCCGCCGCAUCGGCCAUGUCACCGACGAUGGCGUCGGCCGGUUGUGCCGAUUCGUCGUCUCAUCCGUCGUCGGCCGCUUCGUCUUCCAGUGCCCAUCACAACAACAAUGAUGGCCGCGAUGCUGCCGGAACGCCCCUUUCGGAUGCGGCUACCGAACGUUCGACUCCGGAUGACAUCCGCACCUCACGACGCCGGAAGAAGUCUCCACUGGAUCCGUCGUGCUGCCCAGUUUGUGGCAUCACGCUGCGAUCGUCCGAUUUGGAAGUGCAUUUCGUCCAGGAAUUGGAACGUCUUGAACGCGUUUCACGCACAUUUCGUUCAUCGUCGCAUCAUCACCACGCAUCCGGCGCCAGUGGCAGCAGCAUCAGUCCGUCCGGCAUGUCUGCACCAGCCGCCACAUCUCAAGUUCAAAAACGUGAACAGGAUACUCGUUGGGAGACAUUUCAUCGCAUCCGAAUCAAUCGGACUAAUCGAGUCAGGGCCAAAGCUCGUAAACGUCGAGCUGACGAACGUGAAGGCACUCCCGAGAACGGCCACCAUCAUCUGCAACACGGUAACGGUGCCAGUGGAAUAGCCGGAUGUUCCAGCACUCCGUGCCCCAUUUGCGGACAGAGAAUGUACGGAUCGGCUGAAGAACUCAAUCAGCAUGUGGUCCAAUGUCUGAGACGGAAUGGAGAAGACCCCGACGAAGAUGAGCCGUUAGACGUCGAAGGCGACAGUUACGAAGAAUACGAAUGGGCCGGCCAGCGUCGUGUGCGGGCCAGCACUCUGCUAGAAGGAGGCUUUGGCGGUGUCGGUAUGCACAUUUCUAAAGCCGGCGAUGAGGAAACGGAAGAUGUGGUGGUCGACGGUGACGACACGGCCGCCUUCGGUCAGCCACAGUUCAACGAGAACGACAUCCAAUCAGCCGCAGCUGAGCAUUCCUCCCAAGAAGAAGGUUUAGUCAAAUGCGAGCGGGAUGCACAGAUGACCACAUACAAGGAAACCGAUUCUAAAGAUCACAUUAUUAACGCUUUGAAGAAUCGCGUUUGUGAUUUAGAAGAAAUGAACAAAGAAGCCAAGCAGAAAAAUCGCUGUCUCAUCUGUCUGGGAGACUAUCGGCAGCCUGUAGUUUCGACGUCGUGCUGGCACGUCCACUGUGAAGAGUGCUGGCUUCAAGCAUUGGGAAAUAAGAAAUUAUGUCCUCAGUGCAAUUUGAUUACCUCGCCGACUCAUCUCAGACGAAUUUACAUGUGAAUUGAAUUCCCCCCUUUUUUUGUGAUGUCAUAGUAAUGUUUUUGGUUUCUCAAAGUCACUGAAUUUCUGAAUUCAACGUUAAACUCUUCUGAUUUUUUUGUCCUUUUUUUCUUCCGACAAACGUUCUUUUUCUUUUCCAUUCAAUAAGAUUACAGUCUCUGAUUUUUCUCUCUUCUGUAUGUUUACGUUCCCCUCCAACCCUUUCUUGGUGUUGUUUAGCGCGUCCUCUAUGUUGUAAAUAUAGCAGGCUUCUUGCAUCUUGCAAUGCUUUUUCCCAAUUGUUUUCUGUCCCCAUUUCAUUUCAGUGCCAGGUAGAACAUGUUUUUAGUCUACCUUUCAGUUGGUUGGUUUAUUGUAUACACAAAGCAUCAUCUACAGUUA
This is a messenger RNA of Daphnia magna, 2933 nucleotides long. Its product is annotated as E3 ubiquitin-protein ligase RNF220. Bases 489 to 2552 code for a protein of 687 amino acids. The record is from RefSeq and is a predicted model, not a curated record. NCBI's taxonomy places the organism in Eukaryota, Metazoa, Arthropoda, Branchiopoda, Diplostraca, Daphniidae. Gene Ontology annotation, molecular function: metal ion binding; ubiquitin protein ligase activity. Gene Ontology annotation, biological process: protein ubiquitination. The transcript has 9 exons.